AUGGCCCAGUUCCAGUUCCCAGUCGAGAUGAUCACCUCGCGCUUCAGCGACCGCUUCAACAGCAUGCGCUCGACCUCAGUGAGCUCGCGUUUCGCCAACUUGAAGCCGAUCUCCGAGUUUCUGGACAUCAAGCGUCUCUCCAAGCCUGCGGACUUUGGCGAGAUCCAGAGUCGUGUGAACUACAACCUCUCUUACUUCUCCAGCAACUAUGCCGCCGUCUUUGUGAUGCUCAGCAUCUACAGUCUGCUUACCAACCCCAUCCUUCUUUUCGUGAUUAUUCUGGUCACCGGUGGUAUGUAUGGAAUUGGCAAGCUGGAGGGCCGUGACCUCGAUGUUGGCUUUUUCCGCGCAACCACCUCCCAGUUGUACACGACCUUGCUCAUCAUCGCUGUGCCACUCGGUCUCUGGGCAUCGCCACUCGCGACUGCGCUCUGGUUGAUUGGAGCAACUGGCGUGACUGUUCUUGGUCACGCUUCAUUUAUGGAAAAACCUAUCGAGAAUGCUUUUUCCGAGGAGGCGGUCUAG
Molecule: messenger RNA, 525 nt
Organism: Talaromyces atroroseus
Lineage: Eukaryota; Fungi; Ascomycota; Eurotiomycetes; Eurotiales; Trichocomaceae
Product: Prenylated Rab acceptor 1
Exons: 1
Coding region: 1-525 (174 amino acids)
Cellular component (GO): Golgi apparatus
Source: RefSeq, a predicted model, not a curated record